AUGAACAUUAAAUUAAAAUAGAAUAGGCUAACAAAAUUACAAUUUUAUUAUGAGUCAGCAUAAGAAAGAAGAAAGAAACAAGCAUUAAAAUAUAUUAAAACUUAUUAAUUAUUUCAAACUCCAUAAAAAAGUUAAAGAAUAAUUAGAGAAAAUAGGCUUGAUGUCAGUUCUACAAAAUUAGCCGAUUCAAGCUGUUGCUGUUCAGAAUGUGGAAAAGAAUCUGAUUUUAAAUAAAGAAUAUUUAAAAAUUACACCUUCACCCAAACUUAAUAUUCGAUAUAAGAGUCAUAAAGGUAGUACUAAAUUAUGGAUAGAUAUAGAAAUUCUAAAUACAUCAAGAUCUUUAAGAAACUUGUUUAUUGUUUGCUUUUCAUAAUCAGAUAUAAGAUAGUUUAAAAUAUUAGGUAUAGAUAACGGUAGAGAAUGAAAAAAGCUUUUAAAACAAGAAUAGAUCAUCCCAAAAUGACUUUUCUUAAUAUUUUAGACUUUUCAUCAAAUUAAUUUCAUAUAAACCCAAAAUUUAGAUCUGCAACUAAUUUUCAUUCUGUGUAUAUCCAAAAUGGUACAACUGUAAACUCUCCUAAAGAUUCAGAUGAGGAAUUUUAUCAACUUAAACCAAGAAAGUCUUUGAUACACAAAUUUUCAAUAGAGGAAGAAAUUAUGCGUAAAAAAUUAUCUAAAUCCCAAUAAAAACUAUACUUAAUGACUGGAUCGAAUUCAGUUUUAAAUUAAUAUGUAACAAAGAAAUUAAACUAAACAUAUCAAAAGUCAAUUGCAAUUGAUAAGUAACAAUAAAACAUGGUACUUUCAUCACAUUCUAAAAAUAAUGUUGCAAGAUAAAAUUAAUCAAUCUACCUACCUAAUAUCAGAAUAAAAAAACUUAAUUGA
Paramecium octaurelia is the source of this 888-nucleotide messenger RNA. Lineage: Eukaryota; Ciliophora; Oligohymenophorea; Peniculida; Parameciidae. The record is from the annotation of a GenBank genome assembly.